Schizosaccharomyces osmophilus is the source of this 969-nucleotide messenger RNA. Its product is annotated as DUF4210 domain protein, FAM214A-like protein, implicated in chromosome segregation. Lineage: Eukaryota; Fungi; Ascomycota; Schizosaccharomycetes; Schizosaccharomycetales; Schizosaccharomycetaceae. The coding region runs from base 1 to 969 and encodes 322 amino acids. The transcript has a single exon. The record is from RefSeq and is a predicted model, not a curated record.
AUGCCUGCUUGUUAUUCAUUGGACUUUUUGCCUUUACCAUCAAAGUCUGAAAAGAGCGAAUAUUGUUGGCCUUUAAAGAGAAAAUCGUCUCGUUCUCAAAGCGCACAAGUCGACUUCCUCAACAAUGUCUUCUAUGAUCUAAAAAAGGUGAAAGCAAAAGGAGCACAUCCACAUCUUCCUGUAUGUAGCUCACCUUUGAGGAAUCAGGUCCCUUAUUUUGAUGAUCCCGAUUUGAUUGAUGACAAUCAGAACUCCUUAACUUUCGAAGACCAAUAUCGCUUUUGGCUAUCACUCUCGAAGAACUCUGUGCACUCCAAUUGCUUCGGCUCUCUGUCAAAUUUUCAAUUACAAUCCAAACGAAAUGAGUUGUGGGGAAGAUUUGUUGGUUCAUACGAAGAAAGUCUCUUUAACUGCAAAAUGCCUCUUAAUCCUUCACAAUGCAUUCCUUUUGUAGUCGAUAUUGGUGUCGUUUCUCAGUGUAAAUGUCGCUCUUCAUUGAUAUGUCCCCCUCAUUUUAAGAUGCGAUUUUGGUCUGCAUAUUAUACAACCGAUGACAGCGAUUUUCAGUCGCCUUAUGUUGGUCAGUUCUAUGUACCUGAAUCUACAGCUCAGAAAAAUAGGAAAAGAAAAACUACUGUUUGUGGAUAUCAAAUUCCUCAAGUUGGCCAAUUGCAAGUAAUGAUUAAGAGAUUGGAUGGUACUCUCAUAAAAAUUUAUCUAAUUCAGUACGACCUUUCGGACAUGCCCAAUGAGUCAAAAGCGUCGAUACGUCAAGUAAUAUAUCUGGAUUUAUUUCGUGAUACUCCAGAACGCUCUUUCAAAUAUCUGAAGUAUGGUGUUCAUCUGCAAAUUCGCUCUUUGAAUAAUCAAUACUUUCUAUAUGGAAUUCAAAGGGUAAUAUUUUCAAGUUGGUCAUUCCAGAAUUCCAAUAAUACAUUAGUGGUUAACAAGCAGUCUUAUUUUAAGUAA